AUGAGCAUUUUUCUCAUUAACGGAUUCUUCUUACUGUGCUUCAUCAUGGCCACGGUACCGGAUGUUCUGGUGCUGGGUUCACCGAAAGCCACGAAAAUUGUCGACCAGAAAUCGCCACCGACAAUGUGCAACUACAGCAGAGCUAAUUCAGUACUGAAAGCUCAAUGCUCCAAUCAAAAAUUAAAAAAAAUUCCUAUAGAUUUGAAGGCGGACAUACAGAUGCUGGAUAUGAGCGGGAGUCAUUUGAUGGUACUGACGAAUAAAAGUCUGCAUUCUUACAAGAAACUGACCUACAUUAAUCCAGGUAAAGGUCACAUCGCCUCUCAGAGUGCUGUAGCUAAAUGGGAACUUGCUAUCCGUGAUCCCGAACAUAGGCGUCCAGCCGACCCUCCUUAAUCUG
Nylanderia fulva is the source of this 400-nucleotide messenger RNA. Lineage: Eukaryota; Metazoa; Arthropoda; Insecta; Hymenoptera; Formicidae. The record is from RefSeq and is a predicted model, not a curated record.